Molecule: messenger RNA, 2544 nt
Organism: Megalobrama amblycephala (Wuchang bream)
Lineage: Eukaryota; Metazoa; Chordata; Actinopteri; Cypriniformes; Xenocyprididae
Gene: ube2wa
Product: ubiquitin conjugating enzyme E2 Wa
Exons: 6
Coding region: 136-591 (151 amino acids)
Source: RefSeq, a predicted model, not a curated record
UGUUCACCUGUAGUGCCUUCCCCUACACAUUGUUUCAAACUGUGAAUAUUGUUGCAUUGCGGUUCCGUGAAAAAAACAAAAAAGAUCUGAUCAGACGUCAUUCGGCCAAUCGCCUCUCUACAGGGGUUUUCCAUCAUGGCGUCUAUGCAGAAGCGAUUACAAAAGGAGUUGAUGGCAUUGCAAAGUGAUCCACCUCCUGGAAUGACACUAAAUGAGAGAAGUGUCCAGAACACAAUCACUGAGUGGUUAAUAGAUAUGGAAGGUGCUCCAGGUACUCUUUAUGAAGGGGAGAAGUUUCAACUCCUGUUCAAAUUCAGUGGUCGAUAUCCUUUUGAUUCACCUCAGGUAAUGUUCACUGGAGAGAAUAUACCCAUCCAUCCGCACGUCUAUAGCAACGGUCACAUCUGUUUAUCUAUUUUAACGGAAGACUGGUCACCAGCUCUCUCUGUGCAGUCUGUUUGUUUAAGCAUUAUCAGCAUGCUGUCAAGCUGCAAAGAAAAGAGACGUCCUCCAGAUAACUCAUUUUAUGUAAAGACAUGUAAUAAGAAUCCAAAGAAAACUAAGUGGUGGUAUCAUGAUGAUACAUGCUAGUAUAAACACCAUUUUGAUACAUAAACAGACUUUUACAAGUGCAUCAAGUACUUUAUGAUACAGUCUUUGAGUUAAGACUGAACCAGCAGACCCUGGGAUGGUGAUUUAUGUAUGGGUUAGGCGUACACUUCUGCUGACUGCAAGAAGUGCAUAAAACUGCAGGAAUGUAACCCACCCGGCAAGUAUAUUUUGAUGGAAGCAAGAUGUGGGCAUUUUUCUUUUUUAAAUCGGUUAUUUCAUUUACGGUGUAUUGUUUUCUUUCAUAAACUUCUAAGGGUUUUCACCGUUUGUGCAAUAAUAUCUUCAAUGUGGGUUUGGAAUUAAAGGGAUCAUGACAUGAGAAAUCAAAUUUGCUUUGAUCUUUUGACAUAUGAGGUCUUUCUACCAUUAAAACAUCCUGCAAGUUUCAUAUCUUAAAACGUACUCCUCAUUAUAAACAAAGCAUUGACACAAUCAAGCUCCAAAAUUGGCUUGUUCUGAUAUUGGGUGACGUGUGAUGUCACAGGCAAAACAUUUGCAUAUGACUGCCUCCAGAACAAGACAUCAACUAAUAGUUAUACGUCAUUGCACCAUAGGCCCCGCCCACUGGCAUUCAUUGGCUUAAUGGCUGACAUUUGCUUACACUGACUGGAUGCAGCGUUGUUGCAUCAAAAGCAAAUAGAUCCCAUUUUAAUGACUGAUGCUGUCUAUACUGGAUACAGUAUACAGAUGUGCGUUCAGUUUCUGACAUACUCCACGUGCUUGACAGGACAAAUGGAAGAUCUCUGUAUAGACUUCACAAGGAUCCCAGCGUCGGAAACAAGUGAAUGGUUUAUUUUAAUAACGUCCUGGAUCAUGUCUGAGGAUUAUGUUUGUUCAGAGCAUUUUGUUUUGUCAGCAAAGCACGGUGUAAUGGAGAGUUUGCAAAGAAACUUGUUGAAAGAUGAAGCAGCCAACUUUAUUAGAUCUGAAAGUAGCUGCAUCACAAAACGCAAGUAAAUUAUUUCACAAUGCUUUGUCUUUAAGUGUCGAUUUUAUAUGAAUGUUUUCAACACUUACUCGCAUGCAAUAGCCAAUGGGCAUUGAUACUGUUUCUUAUGCAAUGACGUAAGCCAAUCAUAAUAGUGGCUGUUUACUGACACGCCCUAAAAAUGGAGCUGCCUCUUAAAAACGGAGGGUCAGAUUGAAAGUUGAAAAUAAUAAUUUUUCCAUAUAUUGUGCAGAAACACUUUAUUAACAUUAUAAGUGAACCUCAAGAAACAUAUUAAAUAAAAAUAAAAAUAAAAAAUCUAUGUCAUGACCCCUUUAAAAGAAAACUAUUGUAAUGUAAUGGAUCAAUAAUCAAAAGCAGAGACAGAUGUUUAUCUUUUCCUUGCUUGGUUAUGCACUGUGAAAUUCAAACAGGGCACAUUUGUUCAUGAAUAUUUUAUCUAUAUACUUAAAAAACAUAGUUUCUUUUAAAACAAAACUAUAGGUGUCCUGCACCUUUGGUCCUUUUCCCUAAUAAGCCAUUUAGGUUGAAUUUUGUAGCUGAGUUUGCUGUAUAGUACUAUUCUGAUAAAUGUCAUAUUUACAGAUAUGUACAGAUUAGAUGCAGGGUGUUGAUUAUAUUAUAUGAUCUUAAGGGUAAUUUGGAAUUACACAAAGAAAUGCUUUAUGGGUUAAGGUUUAAGCACUGGCUUUAUAGAUAGACCCACAUUUUGUGUAGUUAAAAUGAGAGAUAACUUUUUAGGCAUAAUCACUUUAUCUUUUAUGUAAAGCUCUAGUUAUAUUAAAAUGGUCUGUUUGAUUUAUUGGUUGUAUCCUGCUGUGCUGGGUAAGAUUCUUUUAAAUAGUUAGCUUUAGAAAACGUAAAGUUUGUCUUCAUUGUUUUGUUAAAACUUUAUUUAACUUUAUUUAAAACAAAUGUUCUUAUUAAAGUAAUAUAUUUUGAAAUCCUGUCAUGUAUUUUAAUUAGACUACUUUAUAAAUGUA